Messenger RNA from Doryrhamphus excisus (bluestripe pipefish), 1646 nucleotides. RefSeq names its product presenilin-associated rhomboid-like protein, mitochondrial. Gene Ontology annotation, molecular function: serine-type endopeptidase activity. Gene Ontology annotation, cellular component: membrane. The record is from RefSeq and is a predicted model, not a curated record. NCBI's taxonomy places the organism in Eukaryota, Metazoa, Chordata, Actinopteri, Syngnathiformes, Syngnathidae.
UGACGUGUUGUUUUGUUAUUCCGGGUGUAACACUCUUCUCUUCCUCUAAGCGUCGUUGUCGUCCAACCCGUCCAGCUGCUGUACCUCCCCGGAAAUGAUCCGUCAGUCCGUGUCACAGGGGUCACCAACAUGGCGUGGAGGAGCUGCGCCGUCCUCUUCUGUCGGACCGGCGACGACGUUCUAUGGAGUGUGAAGGGAGGCAGUGUGUCCAACAGAUGGCCUCACAGCUUCCAGCAGCGUUGCGGCUUCAGGAAAGUCUCCAGGAAACCGGAAACCAAAAAAGUAGAUGAAGAGCUGGGACCCGCCUACUUGGACUCCUCUGAGGUGGUGUCCCGCCAGCAGCUCCCUUCAGGCUCGCCGCGGUCCUUCAGCCGCCUUCUCCGCCCUCUGGUCUUCACCGUAGGGUUUACAGGCUGCUCCUUUGGCUCGGCGGCAAUCUGGCAGUACGAGUCGCUCAAGUCCCGCGUGCAGAGCUACUUUGAUGAGCUGCGAGCGGAUUGGAUGGAGAAAGUGCGGCCGCAGAAGCGAGGGGACGCCCGCAAGGAAUUCAACCAAUGGUGGAACAGUUUGAGUGACGGUCAACGGACAGUCACAGCAAUCAUUGCCACAAACCUCCUUGUGUUCUGUUGUUGGCGUGUGCCAUCACUGCAGCGCUCCAUGAUCAAAUACUUCACCGCUGACCCCGCCUCCAGUGAAGACACUGUGCUUGCCCAUGCUGCUGUCCACCUUCAGCCACUUCUCCUUCUUCCACAUGGCGGCCAACAUGUACGUCCUGUGGAGCUUCUCCAGCAGCGCCGUCUCCAUGCUGGGCCGAGAGCAGUUCAUGGCCGUUUACCUGUCUGCAGGUGUUAUUUCCUCCUUCGUCAGCUACGUGGGCAAGAUGGCCACAGGGAGGUUUGGUCCUUCUCUCGGAGCGUCUGGCGCCAUCAUGACCAUCCUGGCUGCGGUUUGCACCAAAAUGCCCGAAGCCAAGCUGGCCAUCAUCUUCCUCCCAAUGUUCACCUUCACUGCAGGCAACGCGCUGAAGGGCAUCAUCGCCAUGGAUGCAGCCGGGUUGGUGUUGGGGUGGAAGUUCUUUGACCACGCUGCUCAUUUAGGAGGAGCCAUCUUUGGCAUCUGGUACAUCAUGUUUGGACACGAGCUCAUUUGGAAAAACCGCGAGCCUUUUGUCAAGUUAUGGCACGAGCUGAGGACAGGUGGCGGCGGCAGCAAUGGAGGCCAGCGAGGAGGCUCCGAAUAGGAUGUGGAAUGAACUGAUGGGAACAAAGUGGUCCCGACAUGUAAACAUGAUAAAUAGUUGUACAGACCAUUUGGUGAACACCAAAUAUGACCAUAUGAAGACGUCACAGCUGAUUUAUUUGGUUCUAGUCUAUCACAGGGAUGCCAAAACGCGGGCGGGGGGCUUUGAUGAUUUUUACAUAUCAUUAAUACUUUAUUUUAUCCUCCUUUAGAAUAUGCCAAAGGACAUACUAGCCCCAGGACUGCAGUUUGGACACCCCUGGUGGUUUUGAAAAUCAGGUUUCACAAUGUGAUAUUAUAUAAUAUUCAUAACUGUUUAUUCUAGUCAUGUAUGAACUGCUGCUUUGUGUUGUUGAAAUUUGUAUAUGACACUAACAAUAAAAAUAAUGUUUUUGUCUUCAUUGCAA